AUGGAGGCCGACCCGAAAGCCGGCGAAGCGGCGCCGACCGUGCAGGACUUCCCUCUGUAUCUCGACCUCGGUAGUGGACUCACUGCCAAGCUCGAGGAACACGACUACGCCGUCCUCGUAGACCAUAGGCUAGAGUUCAACCCCCGUUGCUUGGGAUUCGGCAUCAACAUCGCACCGCUUCCAGGAGCACAUUGCAGCAUCGUUGUCAUCCUGUACCCCGGCGACCUGUUGAAGGGUGGGGGGGAGAAGAUCAGGACCUCGAUCCGGCACUUUGACCCGCAGACCGUGAAGCAGUGGCACCGCGACGAGGCGAUCCGCGUGCUGAAGUUUUUCCGGGUGGCGGUCCUGGCCGAGCUUGGGUGCGAUGGUAGGAAGUGGGAGUGGGCGAAGCCUUCCGAUGAAGAGGUGGAGGACAGGCUCGCCGACUGCGAUCAACCCGUUCGAGAUAAAGUGCCCGACGCCGUCCGGGACGGGGACGCGGGCUCCGGCCUGCUAGCAAUGAGCGCGUUGUGCUGGGUGGUGAGGAGGAUGGAUCUCCUGACCGGCGCCCUCCGUCGUAGUGUGACCAGCAUGGACAAGGUCAACGUUUCGGGGUUGAAGGGGCUGCGGAAUGGGAUGAUAACAUUCGUCAAGGAGCACGUCGCUCUCAAACGGUCGGGCCAUGUCGGAGUUGCUGCCGACGCCUGUGACGACGACGGCGAGGAGGCCCCUUUGGCAUCCACAGCAAUAGGUGUCGCCUACACCGUCGAUGAUGCGCGUGGGACUUCGAUCGGAGAGCCCGGAGGCGGCGUCGACAAGGAAGAUGAGGAGGCGGGAAGGGCGGUGACUGGGACCGCGGAGAAGAACCAGGAGGAUAACGAGGAUCAGGAAGAGGACCAUGAGGAUCGUGAGGAGGAGGAGGAGGAGGAGGAGGAGGAGGAGGAGGAGGAGGAGGAGGAGGAGGAGGAGGCGGAGGAGGCGGAGAAGCAGCAAGAGGGGGAGCAGGAGGAAGAGGUCGAGUGGGAGUUGGAGGAAAUGGAGGUGGAGUACGUAGAGGGAGCGGCGGAAACGGCUGGGAGGUCGGCAGAUGUUGUGAACAAGGGAGGGGAGGAUGCCGGCGAGGAGAAAGUCGGCGUGGAGGAGGCUCACGGGGGGGGGCAGAAGGUCGUGGUCGGCGAUGUGGUUGGCGACGCGAAGGAAGUUAUCGACCUCGAGGUCGUUGGAGAAGGGGAUAACGCCACGGCCACGAAGCAGACGGGCGUGGAAGCGCCUACCGAGACCACCGCAGGGAAGGCCGGGGGGGAGCUGUCUAGGGUGAAGAAGGCGGCGCGCGGUCAUCCCGGUUCCUCCGCAUCUGGUCGGCAGGCACCGCUGGACGUCGUCGAGCAGCUGCGACAGGAGAACAGGCGAUUGACGGCAAAAAAUGCCCGUAUGGAGAAGGCGCUCGAAGAUGAAAGGGGUCGGGUGGACAGGUUUGUGUUGGGGAUGCGGGGACUCCUCGACAAGCUCCAGUCGUUGGCCGACCAGGUCGCCGUCUCCGACCAUAAUGCGGCGAAACGGCUGCUAGAUGCGACGUCGGCCGUGUCGACAACCAUCACGGACAACAUCACCAACCACAUGGACGAAUCGUGGAAGGCGAUGAAGUCCUUCGCCGAAAAGGCGUCGACGUGGUUGGCGGAAAUCGACGGUCCGGAGGGAAGUAUGGCAGUUGAACGCGCAAAAGCGGUCGCCGCCUUGGGCAACCACGUGGAAGCGGUGGUGGACGAUGCGAAGCUGGGUUUGGAGGACUUCAUCUCGAAGCACCUAGCCGCCGCGCAGGCCAACAUUGCCGCCGCGGUAACUCGCACCAUCGCCGUGCCGCCGCCGCCCCCGCCGCAGCCCACGCCAGCCUUCCCGGACGAGCUCAUGAAGUCGUUCAAGGCGGACGUGUUGAAGGCGGUGACGGAGGCCACCCAGCAGUCGUUUGUUGCGUCCGGGUUAAAGCUCAUGACCGAGGUGAUCGGCAAUGUGGCGGCUGGUCGGCGUGCGUCGUCGCCGUCGGCCAAUGACGCCGAUCCCGCGCAACGAAGGGAGGCCGACAAGCAGGGCCGGAAAAGGGCGGGCGGCGGAGAUGAUGCAGGGGGCGUGAAGCGGAGCAAGGGAGCCGAUGGAGGCCGCGGCGUCGGCGCGGUGGGUCCAGGCGGCUCGCGGACUCGAGGUCAGAGCGUGGUCGACCAGCUCAAGAAGAACGGGGCCAAGGUGAUAAGGUCGCACAGCAAGGGCGAUGGAAUCGGGAGUGCAGAUGGGGGCCAUGCCGACGAGGUUGCCGCACAAGACGGCGGGAAAGGCUUGAGCGACAAGGAGAUCCCAACCGCUCAAACGGCGAUAGAUGGCGGCGCCAGAACCGUCAAGGGACCGUCUGUCGGGGUCGCGGGGGCCACGUCGAUUCCCCGAAAACCCCCUGCGGCUAGCAGCGCGCCGGUCGGCCCGUCAGCCGCCAACAACGAUGGGCCGGCCCUUGUGGCUACUCCAGCUGCAGUGGGCCCGUCUGCCGCCAAGGGCGACGCGAAGGAUGCUGCGGCUAACCGCGACGGUCCGUCCGCCUCUAAGGUGCCCGCAGCGGCGAACGCGCUCAGGGAAAUGCUCCACCGCAUCGAGGCCCAUCGCAAGGACGUGCAGCAGCCUCCCUUGGUCGAUGCCGCCCCCGCCGAAGCAGCACGUCGCACGGUCACUCCGCAGGUCGCCGCCACAACGCCCAGUGCCCCACAUACCGCGCCUCUGGUCGCCGCCCAUCCAACUGCGGACCCAAAGUCCGCAUUGCUUCGCGCUCGGUUAGGCGCACGUAGUGCGGCAGCGCCAGCACAGACUCGGCCGGAAGCCGGCUCAAGCGCGACGCCGACGUCGGUAAACGAGGCGGCGGAGAAGGGCGUGAGGGCAGCGCUAGCCACCGGCGGCGGAGCCGUUGACCAUGCACAGGCGUCGAUAGGCCACAACGACGCCGACAUCGCUGCCAACCAGAACCUGUUGGAAUCGGUAAAACGCCCCGGGCACCCUGCUGCUCUGGCCAUCUCGGACACGGCACAUGUGGAGCCCUCUGGCGAAUCCCCCCGCUGGUUCAGCGGAGCCAAAGACGACCACUGA
Closterium sp. Naga37s-1 is the source of this 3099-nucleotide messenger RNA. Lineage: Eukaryota; Viridiplantae; Streptophyta; Zygnematophyceae; Desmidiales; Closteriaceae. The record is from the annotation of a GenBank genome assembly.